Penicillium concentricum is the source of this 816-nucleotide messenger RNA. Its product is annotated as urease accessory protein UreG. The record is from RefSeq and is a predicted model, not a curated record. Bases 1 to 816 code for a protein of 271 amino acids. Gene Ontology annotation, molecular function: nickel cation binding; GTPase activity. Lineage: Eukaryota; Fungi; Ascomycota; Eurotiomycetes; Eurotiales; Aspergillaceae. The transcript is spliced from 3 exons.
AUGGCUCACUCUCACUCCCACGACGCCGGAAUUGACCACUCCCACGAUGACCCCUUCAACGGCCACGGCCAUUCACACGAUAUCCUCGAUGGUCCAGGCUCCUACGCCAACCGCGAGAUGCCUUUGAUCGAAGGCCGAGACUGGAAGGAUCGUGCCUUCACUAUUGGUAUCGGUGGACCUGUUGGAUCCGGCAAGACAGCCUUGAUGCUGCAGCUAGCUCGGGCCCUUCGAGACGAGUAUAAUAUUGCCGCAGUGACUAACGAUAUCUUCACAAGAGAAGAUGCCGAAUUCCUAACCCGUCACAAAGCCCUCGCGCCGUCUCGCAUCCGCGCUAUCGAAACAGGUGGAUGCCCGCACGCAGCCGUGCGUGAAGACAUCAGCGCGAACCUGCUCGCUUUGCAGAAGCUGCAGAAGCAGUUCUCGACCGACCUGCUGCUGAUCGAGUCUGGGGGUGAUAACCUGGCCGCGAACUACUCGCGUGAGCUGGCUGAUUUCAUCAUCUACGUGAUUGAUGUUGCGGGUGGUGAUAAGGUUCCUCGUAAGGGUGGGCCUGGUAUCACGGGGUCUGAUCUGCUUGUUGUGAACAAGAUUGACCUUGCUGAGGCUGUUGGUGCUGAUCUUAGUGUUAUGGAGAGGGAUGCGGCGAAGAUGAGGGAGGGUGGUCCGACUGUGUUUGCUGUUGUUAAGCACGGGAAGGGGAUGGAUCAUAUUGUUAAUUUGAUUAUUAGUGCUUGGAAGGGUAGCGGAGCUUAUGAUGUUAGUUUGAAGAGGUGGAAGGAUGGGGCUGUUCGGGGGUCUGGGAGUGUUGAUGAGUAG